CCGCGCCCAUGAUGUUGUCAACGUGAGCUCGCGCAGAGUCCACUCAGGAGUCAACAGUGCCGAAAUCCGCGUUGACUGCUGUAGCAACUAGCUAUCGCGAUGGCUCCCAAGGGCAAAGAAAAGAGAAAAGAAAACAAGCGACAGAGAUGGAAGUCUCUGGAUGCCGAAACGAAGCAGCCCACGCAGGAAUCGGAACCUGCUGACUGCGGCGGAGACGCGUCCAAAGCGACGGAAGGCAAAAGUUCGUCUGCCGGAACGUCCGCUCGCGCACCGAUAGAACCAACGUGCGAUCCGCAGUUUAGGAAGAGGGGACUCACCAGCAAUUGGGGCAGGUACGACGAACCGGUCGAAGUCGAAACCGAGUACAACAGGAAGCGCGGCGAGGACUUUGAGCUCCUGCUGAGCGCGUCAGCUGGAGCAAGUGCGCACUUUCGUUUCAAGGAGCAGCAGGACUGGCAAGAUGAACCGGCCGAGCUCAACGAGUUUUUCUCGAUCGACUGCGACAAGAUCGUUGAUGCUCUGCUAACGAUUCCUGUGCACGAGCGCCUCGGCUUGCCCGAGGACAUUUUCCCGGCCCACGUUAUACAGGAGUUUAAGGACGAGGCAGCCGCCUGCACCGAAAGGUACGAAGCGUUUCUCCGUACGGGAAAGCGACAGGACAAGAAAAUGCCAGACGUCGGGGAGUCACUGACGAACACGCUGCAAGCGGCCAUAAUUGCGGCGGCCAAGUCGAAGCCCAAGCCAAAGGACGAAGACGACUUGGAGGAAUUGCUCAACCUGUCCCUCAAGUCCCCUCAGUCAGACGAACCCUCGAGGAAGGACAAGAAAAAGGACGACGAUGAAAGAAGCCUCGAGUUCCUGCUCUCACUUACAGAGGAACGCGCCGAGAAAGAUCUGGUUCCUGCAGCUGAAGAGCCCGCCACUACAACCGUUGCUGAACCGGAGCCCAAAGCAAUGGAGGAACCCGUCAAACCACCGCCUCAACCUCAGAAGCCGACUGUCGACCUAGAAGACUGGUUAGACAGUGUUUUGCAAGACUGAAUGCACACAUUGUACUAUAUAUAUAAAGUGCCUUAUUUCGCAAAAGCAAUCUCUCCAGGCUAGUUUUCGUCAAUCUAUGAAGCCCGCUGCCACAAGUGUUCACAACUCCAGUCGAGCAGGAUGGAAAACUUGGCCAAUCAUCCAUAUUUAGGGUAGAAAGCGUGGGUGUUUGAAAGCACAGUGUGCAUUGAUCAUGAAUUACAUCUUUUUUUAAAUGCAAUGUUGUAAAGUAGAAAAUGGGACGUCUGCUGGCCAGCAUUCAACGAGCACUGGCGUUGCCGCUCAAUGACAAGAAAGCCGACACAACCAACUGGUAAUGACAUAAAAUGAAGUGUCAGUAAUCGUGUCAUGUGAUGAUGCCUUGUGAUAUGGACACAGAAAUAGUGGGGACAUCGCUACUAUUGUAACACCAAGAUGCACUGUGCUUUCACAUUCAGUCUAUGAAAGGAUUCUUAAGCGUGCCUGUAACUUUCUCUUGGGUCUGUCCAUUUUUCGAUAACAUUAUUUUGCCAUUGAGGCUAACAGAAGGGACAUUACUACACUUUAACCUCAAUAUAACUAACCCGGAUAUAACAAAAUAUUCGUUGUAAGAAAGUAAAUGAGAAAUAGUCUUGCCAUAGGAAUAAAUUCAGGAAUAAACCUUUAUAACGAAUUUUUGGAUAGGACGAACUUAUUUUCGUGUAAGAUGUCACUUUUUUUAUAAUGAUGCUUGAGUCUUCAAGACAGAUUCUGUGUUGCUCGAUGCAGCAGCCCUGCCACAAAAUGGAACUGCAUGACCACAUGUCUGUGUAGGAGGGCGUAAAUUGACGAGCUAUUUUACAUGGGCUGCAAGUUCAGAUUCAAUCAUCAGGCGCAGCUUUUCUUUUGGGCGAGGUGCAGAACAAGGCAGUCCUGAGACAUAUCUACCUGCCACAUAGCAAACCAUACUCCUUAUAAAGAAUUUCCCUGGACAGAUUUGUUUCAAGAUUUUAUUGUAAAGCACUAACUAAUGACUUGCAACAAAAGGACAGAGGUAUCUACAAGAAACCCUCUUCAAUGUGCUGCCAACAAGAGUUAAUAAAAGAGGCGAGUCAA
Messenger RNA from Rhipicephalus microplus (southern cattle tick), 2115 nucleotides. RefSeq lists its product as uncharacterized. Lineage: Eukaryota; Metazoa; Arthropoda; Arachnida; Ixodida; Ixodidae. The record is from RefSeq and is a predicted model, not a curated record. Gene Ontology annotation, biological process: negative regulation of G2/M transition of mitotic cell cycle.